Molecule: messenger RNA, 4217 nt
Organism: Phyllopteryx taeniolatus (common seadragon)
Lineage: Eukaryota; Metazoa; Chordata; Actinopteri; Syngnathiformes; Syngnathidae
Gene: fam110d
Product: family with sequence similarity 110 member D
Exons: 2
Coding region: 1500-2783 (427 amino acids)
Source: RefSeq, a predicted model, not a curated record
AGUAACUGGUGGGUAACUUCUGAAUUAUUAUUUCUUCAAUAAGAGCAUGAACAGCUAAUAGACAAAAAUAUAAAAUAGGAAUGUGCAACUUGCUGUAUUGGCCAACAGUAACUCUUUAACCAAUUCAAUAACAAAUGAAAUCUUUAUAAAAUAACAUAAAUUAGGGCAAAAUCCGCCACAAGAAAUGCUCUUGAAUCAACUUUUUGUGUACACUCGUGAAACAGUGCAAUAGACUCAUCAGUCAGAGAUGACAUUUCCUCAAGUUCAAAGUGGAGGGAGUUCUUGUAGACUGAAAUAUGAACAUUUUUAGACAGACACAGAUGACAGUGCAUGACAUCGCUGUUCUUUUUUGUAACAUGUAAGGUUAACAGAGAUUGAAUUUGAGGCCAUGGGUGUUGUGCCUUUUCUGAUUGCGAGUCGCGCACCGUUGUUUCUGCCAUUGUUGCCGUCAUGCCUCGUACAUGAGAGCUUUGAAAACUUUGCUUUUGCGUGGGCAGCUGAGACUUUGUGUGUGGUCAUGUGACUGCAUGGCUCAGCUUGAUUGGUGAAAUGGAGUCAACCGUCACCGGUGUUUACGUUGGACUGGUGAAAUGAAGUCAUGUGACAGAGAGUGCCCGAGGUAGAAUAAAUCGCACAAGCAAUAACAGAUUAAGCAGGUGGAAUGUAGUUCAAUGUAACGGAGUAAAAGUAUCAGUUCUUCUUCUUAUACUCAAGUUUAAGUUAAAGGUAUGUUGCUUGAAAGCAUCUCUGACAGUAUUUCCUCUCACUUUACUGUCGAGUCUCAUUAAGGUGUCAGCAGUGGAGAAGCUUGGCAUCUGGGAGAGGUCCAGAUGUUGCCUUCUUUCCCCUCUGCCGGGCAGAUGUGCUCUUUAACGAAGUGCUAAGAGGGCCGCUAAAGAAGUGUGAGGUGUCAAAUCGGCCACCUGCGAACCCUGGGUUUUGGCGUCUUCAAAAGCAAAGCUGCCCCGAUGACUGACAACACUGUCGCGUUUAAGGAGAUUCAGGUUCCAUGUGUUGACUAAACGCGUGACGACGACUCAAAUGGCCGCACGCAGUCAAAAGGGUCCACACAGGUGAGGCCACCGCGAAGGACGUCGGCCCGUCUGUCAGUUGACGUGCUGAGUACCCCGGUGUCGCAUGCAAACAAGUUGCCGGGAGGAUCAGCGGGGGGAAAACGUGGGGGAGGAAAAGAAGCUGCUUUUUCAAAGAGCACCCCGCCUGCUAUUUCGGCUGCGCUGUGGCCAGGGAGUGUCUCGUUUGGGAGUGCUCUCUGACAAAAAAGGCCGCCCGCCUAUCCAAAAGACUGUGUAAAUACUGAAUAUCAAUUAGCCUAAGCGCUAAGAUUACCCCCCUCUGAAAAAAAAGACACAAAAUGCAAACACUGUGGUUUCCUCAACUGUUACCUUCCAGUCUCCGGGAAUGAAACUCACGUGUUGAAGGGCCGACAACACCAAAAAGAGGCAAGAGUUUGGAUGACUUUCCUAUCCUGUUGAAUCAUCAUGAAGCCGUUGACCCCCAUCGGAUCCCCGUCCCCUCUGCGGCUCCUCAACAAGGGUCCAGACUACCUGCGGCGGCAGAUAGACGGCGGGAGCCACGGUCGAGCAAUUAGCGCCGUGGAGAGGCUUGAGGCGGACAAGGCCAAGUACGUCAAGAGCCAGCAGGUCAUCAACACAAAACAGGAACCUGUGUUGGUACCAUGUGCCACCCCUCCACGGCCCCGCAGGGCUUUCGCCACCCCAGGCAGCUUUAGCCCCCAACUACCCCCACGUUGUUUAUCCAGCACUCCUUUCUCCACUCUAUCUGGAUCCUUUACCUCCCAGGAUGAAAAUGAAAAUGACGACUCCAGAAAGGAAAAUCAACGUACUUCCAUUAACAUUGAGGCUCAUAAUAAUGUGCUCAAUGGGAAGCCGCCCAGCCCCAGAACGGGAUUUAACAACCUGGUGGCACCGCACAGUGCACCUGUCCUACGCAGGAGCACCGGCAAACGCAUGCUGAGACCUGACUCGCUCAUCAUCUACCGGCAGAAGAAAGACUGCAAGAGUCCCAACAGAGAGACCGGCAGUGUGGAGCUGAAGGGAUAUAGCUUCGUCCGCCGCCUCUUCCAGGGCUCCAUGAGGGAGAAGGGUGGUGGAGGUGUCCACAAGAUGGUCAUAGGUGAGGAGAAAGCACCCUCACGGGACGGAGACUCCCGCAUGUCAUGGUCUAACGAUAAGGAUACAACAGACGGUGGGCCGGGAAGCAGGAGGUCUAGCAAAACAGACCAGGUACCUAGCCCGGGGUCUGUCUCCAGCCCAGGGUUGAGCUCUACACUAGAACAGACCAAUGAUGGAUCUAAAGGUACCACUGACGACAGCAUGGAUGACAACGACCCGUGGAGACGGGCAUCACCAUCGCAUUCAUUGCGCAGGAGUAAGUUCGGGGGGUUGCAGCGUUCUAAAUCAGAGCUGCAUCUUCGCUGCUCUGUAGCCUGGUCCGAGCAGGAGCAGUUCUUUGACUUUUGUGGCCUGGACGUGGACUUGAUCGACCGUCUCGGCCGGGAGAACUUCCUUUCCGGCGCCAGCUCCAUAGACACCCUUUCGCUGGCUCUGCGCAGCAUCGCAGGAGAUGGCGGCACAGAGCCCAGUGAGUUCUCUCGCCACUCCGGAGAUGGGUUGUUUCAGGAGGAGCUGACUGAGCAGCCCCCCAGCGGCGUGUCCAUCAUCGAGAGGAACGCUCGAGUCAUCAAGUGGCUCUACGGGUGCAAAAAUGCCACUUGCGAGGGACCCAGAGAGUCCACAGUUUGAUCCAGAUGACACAACUUACAUCAUUACUUUGGUUAUUACUUCUUGGAAAACUGUUAUUCCAAAUUACUUUCGUCAUAUUGAGAGAACGCUCGGGUCAUCAAAUGGCUCUGCGAUUGCAACAACACCGCCCACGAGGGACCUAAAGAGUCUUUGAUUUGAUCCAGAGGACUGUUCUCCAUUGUAGGACUCUGCACAGUAGUGCUCUUUGGCACAUCAUUUAAUUCAGAACUUUGGUGGUUGCUUCUUGGAAAACUGUUUUACCAAAUGACUCCUGACAAACUAUUUAUGGAUCUCAUGGAAACCUCAUCUGCAGAUGGACUAAUUCCAGAUACACAGUCCUGAUCAGAACUUUAUUUUGCAUUGGUUUUUUCGGGCACAUACACGUAGCUAUAAUUGUCUAUUAGUCAUGACACCACAAACCUAAAUUAGUGAGCUGAAUUAGUGGAAAAUGCUGCGUGAAGUGAACUGUGAGUACCUCAUUUGCAAAUGUCUCGGUUUUACCUGUGUGUGUGUUACAUUAUUAUUAUUUGUUUAUUUUUUAAACGCAGGCGUUGGAACUAACAUGCAAGACACCCCUGUGGGGUUGUUAAUGUACUGAACUGGAAAGAAAGAGUGGAUUUUUAUAUACACUGCCCUGAUAAUUGCUUGUGACAUCAUUGAUUACCACUAAGGAUUACUGGCAACCUGUGAAAAAAAUACCAGACCGUUUCUUCAAAUAAGCUUCCAAUAUGUUAUAGUAACUACUCAAAAUCCCUUUUAACAUUGCCAAAGGCGUAACAGUUAGAGGGGGCACUUACUCGCCUGUCCCUUUCAGACAGAAGUGCACAUUCAGAAAAUUAGAUGCAUCGUGACCUCAAUGCCGGCAUCUGGGACGACGGCGAUUGCUUUCGACACAAAAGUGACGUGGCCAGUGCAAAUUCGCGGAUCGACUUUAAAUCGCCUCCUCAUUCCACAUUGAUACUGUGCGCAUGGCUUUGAUGGCCACAGUCUGGUGUGAAAGGGGCUUAAAUCUAAAGAGAGUCAAGAUGUCAGCUGUUCAGUGAUGACCUGCAUGCGGCGGUAAAGCCUCUAAGAUAAACCACAGAUUCUACCUCACUUCAUCCAUCACUGACUGUCUUCACAAAAGGUCACUUCUGUGGCUUGGCCAGCUGGAACGCAGACGCGGGGGUCUUCCAAGGUAUGCUGGGAGUUAGACCAAGCGUCUCACCUGUGAUUAAUGUGAUAAAUUAAUGUCAUGAUUUGAAGCCUUGAUAGCUUUGCCCUGUAUUUCUCAUCUCCCAGGCACACUCCUUCAACUGGACCUAUUUUUGCAUUUGGUUGCAUGUUUACGAAAUGUCUAUUUUUUUUUUAGAUGGAUGUACAUGAAAGACUUCUAUUUUUAUUCCAAAGAGAUGUGUAUCGUGUACACGGCAAAUAAAUGCAAAUAAUGACUCA